UCCAAUCAAAAUAUCAACUCUUCAAGACUUUCUUGAUCAUCUAUUCAUCUCUUUCAAUCUUGUUUCCGAUCAGUUUAUACAGAUUUUCCCCACGAACAAAGAUAUCAUUUUUCGAUUUUUGAAGCAUACAAUGGCAUCUACUUCAACUUCCUCAGUUAGAAAGAGUUUCAGUUAUGAUGUCUUUUUGAGUUUCCGGGGUGAAGACACCCGUAAGACCUUUGUUGAUCAUCUCUACCAUGCUCUUGUCAGUAAAGGCAUUAUUACUUACAAAGAUGAUGAGAAAAUCGAGAAAGGGAAAAGGAUCAAUGAUCAGCUCAUGAGAUCCAUUGAAGACUCGAGAAUUUACAUCAUAGUUUUCUCCGAGAACUAUGCAUCUUCGUCGUGGUGCUUGAACGAGCUCGUCAAGAUUAUUGAGUGCCACAAGAUGGAUGGGCGGACUGCUUACCCUGUUUUCUUUAAUGUGGAACCGAGGGAAGUCCGCCACCAAAGUGGGGCAGUUGGAGAAGCCUUUGCCAAGCAUGAAAAGAAAGAGGCUGCUGGAAGAUGGAGAAAUGCUAUGAAAGAAGCAGCCGAUUUGGCUGGAAGAGAGUUGAAGACCACCUGUGAUGGGCAUGAAGCCAAGUUUAUCCAACAAAUUGUUCAAGACAUUUCACUAGAGCUGCGUUUCGUGAAUUCAAAUUCGAGCAAUGAUGAGAAAUUAAUAGGCAUGGAGACCCGUGUAAAGGAUGUAGUUUCAUAUUUAAAAGAUGCUUCUGUUGAUGUUCACAUGAUAGGGAUCCUGGGGAUUGGAGGUGGCGGAAAGACGACUUUGGCCAGAGCUGUUUUUGAUCAUAUAUCCGAUUCGUUUGAAGGUAAAAGCUUUGUUGAGAAUGUCAGAGAAGUUUCAAAAGGCUCUGGUAUGAAGGUAUUGCAAGAGCAGAUCCUUAAAGAUGUGUUAAAUGAUCAAAGCCUUGGUGUAACAGGCGUUUAUGAAGGGGUAAAUAUGACGAAAAAAAUGAUUGGUAGUAGAAAGGUACUUAUUGUUCUGGAUGAUGUGGAUAAUAUCGAGCAGCUUGAGGCGUUAGCAGGUGAGCAUACUUGGUUUAAGUCAGGAAGUACAAUCAUCAUCACAACAAGAGAUGAGCAUGUGCUGGUAGCACACAGAGUGAAGUUUAUUCAUAAUGUCAAUCUGUUAUCACACGAGGAAGGAAUUCGCCUCUUCAGUAAGUAUGCAUUUGGUAGCGAGAUUCCAGUUGAAGGGUAUGAAGAGCUCUCAAGAAAAGUUGUAUAUUAUGCUGCUGGUCUUCCCUUAACAAUAAAAGUGUUGGGUUCAUCUCUUUGUGGUAAAACUGAAUGUGAAUGGGAUGAUGCCAUAAAAAGACUAAAAACAAUUCCUGAAGAGCAAACUUUGAAAAGAUUGGAAAUCAGCUAUAUUGGUCUAGAAAAUGAUCACAAAGAAGUAUUCCUAGAAGUUGCAUGCAUAUUGAAAGGUGAUUCAAAAGACUCUGCAAUCAGAAUACUUGAAAGUUGUGGAUUCCAUGCUCGAUUUGCUUUAAAAGUUCUUGAGCAGAAAUCAUUGAUAACUGUUUCUGAUCUUGGGCGUUUAGAUAUGCAUGAUAGUAUUGAAGAAAUGGGCAUGAAUAUCGUUCGCCGUUUGCAUCCUGAUGAGCCUGGCAAACAUAGUCGAUUAUGGAUUAAAGAGGAAAUUGAAGAUAUAUUGGUGAAUGACUUGGGUACUUAAGCAACUAGAAGUAUAAAAAUGGAGUAUUUAUCUCUUGAUAUAGCUACAACUAUGAAAGGGUUCAGAAAGAUGAAGGGACUUAGAUUCCUUGACGUGUAUAGUGAAGUUGACAUGUAUAGUGAAGAUUUCACAUUGGAAACUGAUCAGAUUGACCCAUACUUACCAAACACCUUACGAAGUCUAAAUUGGCAUGGAUACCCUUUUCAGUGUUUACCUAAAACAUUUCAAGCAAAUAUGCUUGUUUACCUUCAAAUGGAUGCCAGCCAUAUCUCUCAAUUAUGGGGAGAGGGAGAAGGAAAGGUUCUUAAUAAACUAAGAUUCCUUAACCUCACUCGUUCAGAUUUGAUAAGCUUUGACCUUGGGAUGACUCCAAAUCUUGAAACAUUACAUCUUAAUGACUGUGAGGACUUUGUAGAACUCAACAUGCUUAAUGGAUGUCCAUAUCUCGAGACGUUACAUAUAAUAGAUUGCUAUUUUUUUAGAGAACUUCACAUGCCUUUUGAAAGUCCAAAGCUAAAAUCAAUCAACCUAAAUGAUUCGAUGGUGAGUAACCUUAACCUUGGGAAGACUCCUAGUCUCGAGGAGUUAGAUCUUGGUAAUUGCGGAGACUUUGUUGAAUUACACAUGCCUUUUGAAUGUCCAAAGCUAAAAUCCCUCAAGCUCAGCAAUUCUAAGGUGAGUAACCUUAACCUUGUGCUGACUCCAAAUAUUUCGAAAUUAGAUCUUAGUGGAUGUAAUAACUUGGUAGAACUCCACAUGCUCGUUGAAUUUCCACAUCUCAAAUAUCUCAACCUCAGUGGUUCUAAGGUGAGUAACCUUAACCUUGGGUUGACUCCACAACUUGAAGAGUUAAUUCUUGAAAAAUGUUUUUUUCUUCAAGAAAUUCUUGCUCCAAUGGGAUGUCUAAAGAAUCUUUUCCACUUAAAGUUAAGUGGUAAUAUCUUUGCAUAUUUUUUGUUUGGCAAUUGGUAUAAGGAUUAUUAUCUUUAUCGCACAGUUAAGUUAAAACUGAUUGUAGAGUCCACAGAUAUAUGUCCAUUGCAUCCCGACAAUAAUUUGCCAAAGUUUCAUGUUAAAUGUGAAUAUGAAGAGCCUCGACCCUUAUCUAGUGGAAAUGUUGAGAAGCUCAUUUCUUCUUGUCUAUGUGCUUGCACAUUCCUUGAGUCUUUUUCAGCAACUAUUUUUGGUCUACAACGUUUAGCAGAGCUUACACUUAUAGGCAGUAUUCCAGAGGCGCCCAAGGAUCUGUGGCAAUUAGAAGGGCUAGAGAAGUUAACUUUGUGGAUGAAAGAGAUUAAGCAUCUUCCAGAUAACAUUUGUAUGUUGAAGCAUCUGAAAUCUCUUAAGCUUAAAUCUUGUUGGCUUCUGGAGCAGUUACCCAAGGAUCUUGGCAGAUUAGAGAGUUUAGAGGUGUUAGACCUAACAGAUUGUAUAUCCUUACAAGAUAUUCCAAACAGCAUCUGUAACAUGAAAUGUUUAAAAAGUUUAAAUCUCUCCUUUUGUAUUCGAGUCGAGAAACUGCCAGGGGAACUCGGACGUUUAAAAUGUUUGGAAAUGUUAAAUAUAGAAGGUUCAGGCAUAAGGCAUCUUCCGCACAGCAUGUUUCAGUUGAAAGCUCUAUGUCUUGUAUGGUCUAGGUGGCGGCUUUUGAGCUAUGGUUUUACAUGCCUGAAUGAAAUCUCAGGAGACACGGCCUUCUCCUACGUACAUCAACAACCUUAUGACCCGUUCGAAGUUCUUUCAGGCAAUCGAUGUUGAAGCAAUCAAUCAAGCCCAUGUGAUUUCAUCAUGUUUGUGAUUUCCUUCAAUAUAUCAGUGAUAUCAAGGCAAGCAAAUGUUAAAGCACAGCUAUUAAUAGAUGUUCAAGCAAUUGAUAAAGUUUUAGUAAUUUCAAGUUUUUUUGGUUUGGGAGAUUGAUAAUGCGUUGGUGAUUUCAGUACAGAAACCUGACCCACAUAGUAGGACAAUAUGGGUGAAUCGCGAAAAUACGGUGCAUACGCGUGAUCUGCUUGAGUCGUUUGGUUUUACACCCCUGAAACCCCCACUGGAGAGGUGAUUCGAGUCACAAAUAAGUAUUGUAACAGGAUAUAAUAAAAGUGGUUUAUGGAUUAUUAGCAGCUGGUAGAUAGUUGAGUGGUUGGUUUGUAGUUUGUAGAUAGUUCAUGGGUUGGAAGGCAUAUGUUGGAAAGCUGGAGGAGUAAUUGUGACAUAAUGCCAAACUUAAAAGAGUAUAAAACAAGAAGUGUUAGUUAGCACAGAUAGUGUUAAAGCAAUUGAUCUGAGUUAAGGCGAUUACAUCAAGUGCGCUAUCAUCGUUUGCCCCAUAUGGGUUGAGUUUUGGAAAUUUUGAAUAUUUAAGGUUGAGAUCUUAGAACGUUUUUGUUUUUACUUUCUGGAAUUUAAUAUUGAAAGGAUUGCUCCAAUAUA
Molecule: messenger RNA, 4147 nt
Organism: Helianthus annuus (common sunflower)
Lineage: Eukaryota; Viridiplantae; Streptophyta; Magnoliopsida; Asterales; Asteraceae
Product: disease resistance protein RUN1
Exons: 8
Coding region: 131-1720 (529 amino acids)
Biological process (GO): signal transduction; defense response
Molecular function (GO): ADP binding
Source: RefSeq, a predicted model, not a curated record